Messenger RNA from Linum trigynum, 3451 nucleotides. NCBI's taxonomy places the organism in Eukaryota, Viridiplantae, Streptophyta, Magnoliopsida, Malpighiales, Linaceae. The record is from the annotation of a GenBank genome assembly.
CUUCGAAUGACAUUUUCGUAAUUUAUGGGGCGACGAAAGGCCAUUUUCUUUGGAUUUUGAAGGCUACAGGAUACAGAUUCGGCCUGAGACUAUUCUUCAACGAUGAUUAAGUCCAUUAAGCACCGAUUUGGGUUGAUUUAUUUUGGGUCAAUUUUUGGCAUAUUCCAAAGGGGUAACAUCAAAAAAUUUGGGCGAUUUUUCCAAAUGCCAUUUUCUUUGGAUUUUGAAGGCUACAUAUCACGGAUUCGGUCAGAGGCUAUUCUUCAACGAUGAUUAAGUCUAUUAAGCAACGAUUUGGACGAAUUUAUUUCGUGUCAAUUUUUGGUAGAUUCCAAAAGGGUCCCCUUUAAAUCUUAUUAUUUCUCUGUUUGGUUGGAAGCAAGAGAGAUUUAGGGUGUAUUGUGUUUGGUUCAAACUCUCAACAUUGUUAGAGGGCUGAUGAAAAUACGUGAUUUGCAUUCCUUUGUUGUUUUCUUCAUACGCGAAUCAACCGAUUGCUUGAUGUGUUUUGAUCUUGUUUUUUUUUUAUCCGGUAUGUUUGUUUUCCCCCUCUCUAUGUAACCGAUUAUUCAAAAUGCAAUACACAGAUUCUCCCUUUGUCAAAAUUUAAAACCAUUUAUAGAAGCAAUUUGCUUAGUACAUAGCUACCUGUUUGAUCUUUGAUGAAUGUCGUAGUGGUCGAUUGCAUCCAAGGUUGUCAACCCGCGGGUUGACCUGCGGGUAGACCCACUUUGACCCUGACCCGGUGAGAAAAACGGGCCAUACGCACCCGCCGGGCCGACCGCUACAAGGUACCGGGUUGGAGGUCAAAUUGUGUCAUUUUUUUCUUUGGUUUGCGAAAUGCGCCUAUUUUCCGAUUUUUCUUUUCGCCUAACCCAAUCUUUGGAAUUCUAAGUUGAACAUUUGAAUAUUUAUGUUAUAUAAGUGUGUGUGAAUUUUCACUAUAUGUUGGAUCUAAGUACGAUAUGUUAUUUUGGUGUAAUAUUAUAUGUUAUAAGUCAUAUGCUAGAUAAGAUUUGAUAUAAUUUAUGAGGAUAAGUACAAUAUAAUGACUUUUUCUAUAUUUCCGGGCCAAACCGGGCUAAAACGAUUGACCCAUUAACCCUUGACUCACUAGCUCGACCGGGUCCGGGUCAACCCGCGGGUUGACAACCUUGAUUGCAUCUCAAUACCUCAUAAAAAUAAAAUACAAAAUUGAACUAAAUAAAUGAAAAUCGAUCCAAGAAGUGCGCAAGGCGAGAGCAAUGUUUGUCUUUCAUAUAUUUAUCAUCCGCCGUCGAUAUAAAUCUUAUCAACGGACAUAAAUGGACAGCUUCCCAAUGACACGGAUCGUCAUCUCAAGCCGUCCAUUAAUCUAAUCCAACGAUCCAAAAUCCUUCCCUCGCAAAUUACCAAACUUCCACCCACGUAACGUAAUAUCGGAGUGACGCGGAUAGCCAUUCUCGCCCGUCGAUCCCUACCUCCAAAUCAACGGUCCCAAUCCUUCUUCUCCCACUCCGCAGCAGCUAUAUAAAUACUCAAACCAUCUGUUUCUUUUCCCUCCCAAACUCAUCUCUUCCAAAAUUCAAAUCACAUUUCGACCUAAAUCUUCCCGCUUCUCCUUCUCUUUUCUCAAAUCAGCCAAAAAUGUCGGGCCGUGGUAAGGGAGGCAAGGGCUUGGGAAAGGGAGGCGCCAAGAGGCACAGGAAGGUCCUCAGAGACAACAUCCAGGGCAUCACCAAGCCGGCCAUCCGCCGCCUUGCUCGCCGUGGCGGCGUCAAGCGCAUCAGCGGUCUCAUCUACGAGGAGACUCGCGGCGUUCUCAAGAUCUUUUUGGAGAACGUGAUUCGUGACUCCGUCACCUACACCGAGCACGCUCGCCGGAAGACGGUCACCGCCAUGGACGUUGUCUACGCGCUCAAGAGGCAGGGCAGGACCUUGUACGGGUUCGGCGGUUGAGCUUUUCCGGUUCGUGGAACGAAUUCAGCGGAGCAGCCUUUUUCUCUUUCAGUCUCUUUUCUAGUCCUUGUUGUGAACUACUUGUUCAUAGUGUGUGGAUCUAAGUUUCAGAUCUAGGGUUUCAAACUUCCGGUCGAUGUUUGUGUUGUAAUUCCAAGCUCUGUUUAAUGGAGGAAAGAUCUAUGAAUUGUGUGCAUUUGUGAACUUUGUUAAUUUUCCGAUUUGAAAUUAGCCAAUUGUAUUGAAUCCGUAGACGCGAAGAACCAUCAAAUAUUGCUUUCGUUAAUGGCAGAGUGCAGAUUCAUUUUCUUUAAGCACAUUGCGGGUUCGUUCUUUAAGCAGAAAUAAUACAUGGAUUGUUUUUGUGAUGUAACAAAAACUAUCACUCAUUUUGAGUGAUUAUUAUAUCUCAACUUUUAGUUGUGAUUGUUGAGAUAGUUGAGUUGAUAUUGUUUUGUCUCAGCUAUUAGCUGAUACGACAUACACAAUCACACAUACCAAACAUUGUAUUCUACAAUGCAUCACAUUCGACAAUACAUAUAUGAUAUUAUACAUGCAUUUUCAACAAUACAUCUACUUGACAAUCGCAACUUCCAAACGACCCCUGCAACAUCCAGCGAGUGAGUAAACAAGUCUUUCGUAAAAACUAGCUGCUGAACCCUUGAAUCUGGACAUUGGAACAAGACAUUGACAUCUAGUGACUCGACAAUGUCACUAGAUACAUUUAUUUCUUAUGAUUAUACCAAUCAAACUUUGUAUCAGCAUCACUCAAAAGCAACAUUCAAGUAACCAAACCUCGUGAACAAGAAUAAUCAUAUGCAUGAAGUACGAUACGAGACUCAAAAGCAACAUUCAAGUAACCAAACCUCGUGAACAAGAAUAAUCAUAUGCAUGAAGUACGAUACGAGACUCAUAAUUCUACUAACUUGGUAAGCUGGUACAACUCGAUGCAUUACAAUGAUACGAUUUAUCGUUAAAUCCAUAAAAUAAUAAGACUUAAAUAAAUAAUGUUUGAUUGUUUUCUUAACUUAAUUCUCGUAUCCAUCACCAUCCAAAUCUACAUGGCCCCUUGGUCACAAUUCACAUCACAUCACGACCUUGUAAGUUGUAACACUCAACUAUGCCAUUGCGCUAUCAUUUGAUACAUAAGAAUUACAGAUCGAGUUGUUUGGGCCAAAAGCCCAAAACAACAAUAGGCAAAACUAUACUUGGCUUAACGGACCUGGGCAAAGAAAAAUAAUAUAUACUUGGCUUAAGGGCCAGGUAAUUAGUUAGUACUAUCACAAAACAAUCUCCUUGAAUAAUCCACCGUCCAUUAAAUAUGAUCGACGGAUGAAACUGGAUAAUCACAUAUCACACGGAUUGACAUCCCUGAACCGUCGAUUUGGAUUAUCCAACGGCCCAAAGUAUCACCAAGCUCCCUUCAAACAAAAGGAAGCACAUGUCACUGGAGCGACGCGGAUCGCCAUUCCCACCCGUUGAUCCACUCCCUCAAUCAACGCUCCAGAUCAGC